AUGUGCGAUACUGCCAUAUAUACUGUUCAACUUGUCUGCCUCGGGCAAUCUACGAAAAUGGACGAUACCCCCGUAAAUACAGUCCCCAAGGCUUUGUGUUUUAUGGCGAGAUGCGAGAGACUGGAACAAAUCCUUGUCUCCAUGAAGAAAAUAACAACCCCCUUCAUCCCACAUCAGCGUCUACAGAUUCUCCGGAUUGACCUCAAUCAUAUGGACAUUGCUACCGGUAUAACUUCGCCUUCUGUUACGCGAUAUUUCAUGCCAAGAACAGCCACACCUAGGAUAGAAAAGAUACGUGAAGAUCCAAGCUGGGAUUGGUUUCUAUCUCAAAAAGGCAACUUCGGAAAAGGAACUUACCGGGCAAACUAUCUACUGCGGCGUGUGUUCAUGGACUACCAGGACUCGAGUAUUCCGGAAUUUUGGCCCUACGAGCUGGACGAAGUGAAAAGCGAAGGAAAAGGGGAUAACGAGGAUCCUACUGUCCUGGAGUCUUCGGGUCAGCUUGAUAGCACCGACGGCGACGGGGUGAGCGAUGAAGAUGACAAACCGCAUAGUAUAGAAGUCAGCGAGAGUGAGGAAAUAAACAGUGACAAGGAAGGGGAAAUCACGGACCUCAAAAAACAUUAUGAGAGUGAUGAAGAUUGCGACAAGAGCGAAGAGAGCGGCGGCGAGAAUCGCAAACCAAAUGAUGAAAGUCACGAAAAAAGCGAGAAAAGCAACAAGGAAGCCAAUGAUGACAAUGAUAUGGCUAUCUCGAACGCUCUUGGCCUGGAUCUCCGCAAUUACCAGACAGAUGACUGGUCAGUCUACUGGUUCCAAAGGCUAUACAAUCUUGAUCUGCCAGACAAAGUACACGGAAUCAGUAUCGCCAGGUCAAUGGAGCUAGAUCACCCGUACAAAUGCCAUGCAUGGGCUCUGGUAGAUGUGAUCUUAUGUGGUCACGAUCGCCCAUCGACUGCUGAGCUCAUAGCCUUAGUUAGCUGGGAGCUGAGAGGCAUGUUUCGUCAAUUAGAAUCGCUCGCCAAUGGAAUUGAGACAGAGUAUGUUCACAUGCUCAGUGAAGUCUUUCCAACCAUGAUCAUAGUGUUCGACCAAAGAUGCUGUGCCCGUGUACUAUACGGUUACUUCGAUGGUAGAUUUCAAGUUCAAUUUACCCCGGUCUUGAAUUUUAAAGAGUUUACUGAGGUCAGAUCAUCAACCUUGGAUGGUUACAUGGGCCAAAUUGACAAGAGAAAGUAUUAUGACAUGAUGCACUCACUGCUUUGUUGGGCGUGGCCUCUUGCUCAUCAUCCACUCUCGCUUCUUGGAUGA
Penicillium egyptiacum is the source of this 1311-nucleotide messenger RNA. Lineage: Eukaryota; Fungi; Ascomycota; Eurotiomycetes; Eurotiales; Aspergillaceae. The record is from the annotation of a GenBank genome assembly.